AUGAAAACUUUAGUGCCUUUGCUGUUUUUCGUGAUUGCCAUUGCAAGCUCUCUUGCUGAGAACUCAAAAUACACCACGAAAUAUGACAACGUCGAUUUGGACGAAAUUAUCAAAAGUGACCGGCUUUUGAAAAACUACGUCAACUGUCUUUUGGAGAAGGGCAAAUGCACCCCCGACGGCGCAGAAUUGAAAAGACAUUUGCCCGACGCUUUGCACACCGAAUGCUCAAAAUGCAGCGAAACCCAGAAGAACGGCAGCAAGAAAAUAAUGCGACACUUGAUUGACCACAAACGCGACUGGUGGAACGAACUGGAAGAAAAAUACGACAAGGAGGGCGAAUACCGAAAGAAGUACGAAGCCGAGAUCAAAGGCAAGAAGGAUUAA
This is a messenger RNA of Tribolium castaneum (red flour beetle), 384 nucleotides long. It is a transcript of the gene Csp11, whose product is annotated as chemosensory protein 11. The record is from RefSeq and is marked provisional. NCBI's taxonomy places the organism in Eukaryota, Metazoa, Arthropoda, Insecta, Coleoptera, Tenebrionidae.